Molecule: messenger RNA, 7725 nt
Organism: Lymnaea stagnalis (great pond snail)
Lineage: Eukaryota; Metazoa; Mollusca; Gastropoda; Lymnaeidae
Source: the annotation of a GenBank genome assembly
GACGUACCAGCAUACCACCAAGCAGAAGUGAAAAAAGUCUCACCACUCAAAUCAAUAUUUAACCUCAAGCUAUGGGCCUGGGGUAAACACUUUCACGUCUGGUACCCAGGAUGACACGCUGGGCCCCUCCAUCUGUCUUUAUGGUCAGCUGGAAUCGAUCUGUGUAUUUAACGAUUUACUGACACUGGAACAGGUGAAGGCCCUUAACAAGACAGGUAAAUAAACUUAUACACCUGGUGAUCACCUGUAAAUCUGAAACAGGUAGGUCAGUUUUUACUCCUGAUAUCCACCUGUAUGGCCGGCACAGGGGCAUAUAAGAUUCAAUAUGUCACCACAUCAUUGUCAUUGUAAUACCAAAAAUAUUGAAUACCUAUCAAUGUAAUUUUAUUGAUUGUUUAAAUUGUUUAAGACAGUGGUGCCAGGCCAAUUGUUAUUUCUCCAAUGAGAUAGGGCCUCAAGCAACAAUUUUUAAGACUUGAGUUUAUCAAGGGUAUUAUGACUGAAUUAAAUGUAUGUAUUCCUCUGGAUUUAUGACAAGCUAUAUCCAUAAUAUCAAGUACACAUGGAGCGUAUUGAUCCCAUAACUGGGUUACUUUGUAAUACACUUACAAUUAUGUUGACUAAGAUCUGAGUUGUCCGUGUCACACGACUGUAAACAAUAACAAUGCAUUACUACAUAAACAUCCUGCAAACUGUAACAGCAAUUUAUUUUUGUUUAGGCUUCAAUUCACUGUUCCAUUUUGCAAGUGACCCAGCACUAGCUGACCUGCCAGUCAAGCUCAUUGCCAGGUACAAUGCCAAAGUAAACUAAAACAUUUUAAAACAUUUUUAUGAAACGUUAAAAAAAAAAAAGCCUGUGUUAUUUCUAUUGCUUGACUGUUACUUUGAGCCCAAUUCUUUCAUCCUAACACAAUACAAUGGCAAAUGUCUAGACUUGGACUUGUUUUAUGUGGCUUAUAAGUAAAUCAAGGACUUUGAUGUUGGUGAAAUAAACAAAGAACACAUAUCACCAGGCUUCAACCAUGCAAGAUAUAAGACAGCCAUGUUGUAUUUAUAAAUCAGAUACAAGACAGCCAUGUUGUAUUUAUUAAUCAGAUAUAAGAACACAGCAAUGUUGUAUUUAUAAAUCAGAUAUAAGACAGCCAUGUUGUAUUUAUUAAUCAGAUAUAAGAACACAGCCAUGUUGUAUUUAUUAAUCAGAUAUAAGAAUACAGCAAUGUUGUAUUUAUAAAUCAGAUAUAAGACAGCCAUGUUGUAUUUAUUAAUCAGAUAUAAGAACACAGCCAUGUUGUAUUUAUUAAUCAGAUAUAAGAACACAGCAAUGUUGUAUUUAUAAAUCAGAUAUAAGACAGCCAUGUUGUAUUUAUUAAUCAGAUAUAAGAACACAGCCAUGUUGUAUUUAUUAAUCAGAUAUAAGACAGCCAUGUUGUAUUUGUUAAUCAGAUAUAAGAACACAGCCAUGUUGUGUUUAUAAAUCAGAUAUAAGACGGCAUUAUUGUACUUAUCAAGAUUAUUUAGACACAAACAAUUUGUUUAAAUGAAACAAUAUAGGUUCAGCUUUAAUAAUGACCAUACAGAAUACAAAUGUUAACAAAUGAUCUGUAGAUGUUAACAAAUUAUCAUACAGAAUACAAAUGUUAACAAAUGAUCAUACAGAAUACAAAUGUUAACAAAUGAUCAUACAGAAUACAAAUGUUAACAAAUGAUCAUACAGAAUAAUAAUAAUAAUAAUAAGAGGUCUUAUUUAGCGCUGUACUCCAGCCUAGGGCUGGGCUCACCGUGCUGUACAUAAAAAUUUUAUUAAAUGAGACAUAAUCAUGACAUUAAAAUAAAAUACAUUUAUGAAAUAAAGAACAGCAAUGUAUAUAAAUGUUAACAACUUACUUUGUUUUAAUCAGGGACUUGCACGCUUAUUCUUUUCUCUCAUUUUUAGCUAGGAUACAGUGAUAUAUAUAUAUAUAUAUAUAUAUAUAUAUAUAUAUACAUAUUAUGUAUAAUUAAACAAGCAUUGGAAAUAAUUUGCUAACUAAAACUAAUUAGAAAAUUAGAAGUUAGAUGGGGCCAACUUGAGCCAACUAGUUAAAUAGAAUACUGGCCAUAUGAGUGUUAGUUAGACAGUCAUAAUUUUAUCUUCAAAUUAGAAAGACAUCGUCUGUGCUCACAUUCCAUUUCAGGCUUGCAAGAGUCAAAUCUGUGCUGACCUUUCACCUUACCAAAACCAUGGAACUUUUGUUGGCAACAAGUGUAUCAACUGGGACUUGAGGGUUUGUUUUUAUUCACUACUUGUACAAAAAUUAUGGAGUAUUCAUUAUUUGGAUACUAAAGGCUCGAGUGGAAAAGGAAUAACCAUUAAUUGCUUGAGUGGAAAGGGUGCACCCGCUAGUUGCUUGAGUGGAAAGCGAGUACCCAUUAAUUUUGUUUGCCCAUCCAGUGAAAGGGUGUGCUUUCGUGUAUGGGAGUGAAAAGAUGACUCAUGGAGAAUUUGAAAGCAGACAAUGUUAUUUGAAUAAGAGAAUGCUAGUUUUUUCAUGAUGUGUUUUUUUUUUUGCACUAUGUAUGACCAGGUGAUGCUCUUAACAUAGUGGUGCCCAUGCAAUGCACUCUAGGAUUGUAGGAGAGAUCAAUUAAUACAAAUAAUCAAAAGCAAAAAAACUAUUAAUUAAAUUUAAGUCAAUGUAGAGGAUCAAGUAUAGCGGGGUGGUAUAUGUUAAGAGAGGAUGAGGUAGGGUGGGAUUGGGGGGGGGGGUUGUUGAGGUUAAGAGUAGGCGUUUAGGGAAGGAAGCAGACGGAUGGUGUAUGUGGAAGGGGGGGUAACUGAGCAUCUCUCAUGGCGAAUGUGGCCGUCCCUAGUGAUACUGGUUCUCAUAAUUCUUAGAAGUUGAGGAUUUUAUCAGAAUUUGAGAUAAUUUCUUACUUAAAUCUUUAUUUUUAAUCCCCCCCCCCCUCCCCUUUUCAAUGGCAAACCUGUUUACCUUCAAACUCUCAAAAUCGUACAAUAUCAUCACAAAAUCGUUCAGUACAUUAUCUUAAUAGUAAAAAAGAAACAUAAAGAAUAUAUAAUGUAUUCAAAAUUGUACAUUGUACGCCAAAAUCGUAAAAGUAAACAGGUCUGCAACAGGCAUUAAUUUUAUCAAUAUUCUUUUGGUUUGCCCUCUGCAACAAUAUCAACUAUAGGAUGUUAUCAACUGCCUCGGAAGCAUACAAGUGUUAUUUCCCUUGCUGGAGAUGCUGGAUCAUACAAUCAUAGAGAUGCCCGUGGAGAGCCCAAGUUCACCAACCAAAACAGAAGCCUAUGAACUUGAUCUCGAUGAAUGGGCCCUAGUCACCUCAGGAACAUCUGUUUCAUCAGGUAAACUAUUAAUUUGAUGAUUUAGAAACUUGAUUGCUGUCACAAACAUUAAAUCCAUAUAACAAAAAUAUUUUCUUGAUUUUAAAAUUCUAUAAUUUACAUCACAUUUAUUUCAUUAGGCAGAGGGGGAGGGAAGGGGGGCACAUAUGUCCCCGGGCGCCAAGGUACAGGGGCGCAAAAAUGAGGGCUACAACGUUACACAAUAAUAAGUAAACAAGGGAAAGAAAUUGGUCACAAGAUCUUGCUCUUCUUAGCGUUCAAAGAGAAACAUUGAAUAAAACAGAUAUUGAUUGGGUAAUGGACCAGUUUGUGACAGUAACAUCAAGAAAAAUAAACUUUUUAUAGACCAUGUAAACCAGUCUAUGACAGACACUGAGUGGGUCAUGUACUAUAAGUUCUAUAAAUUUGCUUCUUUAAAUAGAAUGUUUUAUUAAAAUUUAAAUUGUUUUCCUUAUUCAAUGUAAUAGAACAAUGUGAUAAAAUGCGGAGAGGGCUGGGGUCGCCAAUUGUAUAGUUCCUCCCUGGUCGCAAAAUAUUAUAGCUACGCCUCAUAUGUUACCUAAUGAUGUCAUUGCUAUAAGCGUAUAAUUGCUAGUAGUAAAAGCAUAUAAUUGCUAGUGGUAAAAGCGUAUAAUUGCUAGUAGUAAAAGUGUAUAACUGCUGUUAGUAAAAUCAUAUAACUGCUAGUAGUAAAAGCGUAUAAUUGCUAGUAGUAAAAGCGUAUAGUUGCUAGUAGUAAAAGCGUAUAAUUGCUAGUAGUAAAAGUUUAUAACUGCUAGUAGUAAAAGCGUAAAACUGCUAGCAGUAGAAGCUUAUUAUCGCUAUUAGCCAUAAACUCUGGCGCCCUGCUAUAACGUGAUAAUUGGGGUCUAUAAAUUCAGAUGGCAUUAACAGCGACUUGUGUAUUACUGAGGUUUGACUUUUAUCUGUGUCGAAAUGAUUUUUUGGUUACAUUGAUGAGAUGGAUCAUUUCAUUUCAAGAACACAGUUUUGUUUAUUGGUGAGCAAUUUGGUGUUGAAGUCAGACUAGUUGUAUGUGUUUGUGAUGUAAAAAAAAAAAACAACAAAAAAAACCCCCUACAUUAUUUUUAUUUCUAAAUUUUUUUUUUCACUUACUAUGAAAUACAACGAUCUGGUGCAAAUGUUGCGCAAUAUUUUCAGAGCCAUGGCAGGACUGCAGUAUCCAAAUUUUCUUUAUGUUUGGGUUCCACUGUACCUGUAAUUGCUUGUUUCCGCUGUACCUGUAAUUGCUUGUUUCUGCUGUACCUGUAAUUGCUUGUUUCCGCUGUACCUGUAAUUGCUUCUUUCCACUGUACCUGUAAUUGCUUGUUUCCGCUGUACCUGUAAUUGCUUGUUUUCACUGUACCUGUAAUUGCUUGUUUCCGCUGUACCUGUAAUUGCUUCUUUCCGCUGUACCUGUAAUUGCUUGUUUCCGCUAUGCAAAUGUUGCGCAAUAUUUUCAGAGCCAUGGCAGGACUGCAGUAUCCAAAUUUUCUUUAUGUUUGGGUUCCACUGUACCUGUAAUUGCUUGUUUCCGCUGUACCUGUAAUUGCUUGUUUCUGCUGUACCUGUAAUUGCUUGUUUCCGCUGUACCUGUAAUUGCUUCUUUCCACUGUACCUGUAAUUGCUUGUUUCCGCUGUACCUGUAAUUGCUUGUUUUCACUGUACCUGUAAUUGCUUGUUUCCGCUGUACCUGUACUUGCUUCUUUCCGCUGUACCUGUAAUUGCUUGUUUCCGCUGUACCUGUAAUUGCUUGUUUCCGCUGUACCUGCAAUUGCUUCUUUCCCCUGUACCUGUAAUUGCUUGUUUCCGCUGUACCUGUAAUUGCUUGUUUCCGCUGUACCUGUAAUUGCUUGUUUCAGCUGUACCUGUCAUUGCUUGAUGUUUGUGAACUUGACUCCCUCCAGAGCUGAAACUUGAACACAACCAGCUGGCUGCCUUCAUUACCAUGCUGAGGUAUGUGCUCAAAGGAAAGACAGUCAACAAAGACAACUUUGUCAGGACCCACUGUGCCUCAACUUUGGCCAUGCUUAUGCAGAAGGUAAGAAAAUGUUGACAAACCUGCUGAGAUGUAAAUUUCUCUAAAUGUAAAAGUAAAACAUUUAUAAGGGGACAUAAUUUACUUAGGGGUCGUUUGCAAAUUAUGUCACACUGAAAAUGACCUUUUCAGACCCCCCCUCCCCCGUCAUAAAGUGUCUCAAAUUCUUUACCCCCCACAUAGUGUAACGUAACACCUACAAAAUUUCAAAACAAACAUAAAAUUUCAUAAACUAAACUAAGAUUUUAUUUUAUUCUUUAACAUUUUCCCAUAAGGGAUUAAGAUGUAGUAUCAUUAAAAAAAACAAGAUGGCCGUAUAAAAAGAAAGCAAGCAUAAGUUUUAAUAAUUUGUGACAUACUAUUUGACAAAUUAAAAUACUGUUAAAUUUAACUUUGUAAACUUGAAGACUUCGGAUGUAUUGAAACAUUUUUACAAGAUUUCAAUUUUAUAGUAAGUGUUAUAAAGAUUUUUUGGAUUUCUUCUGUGUCAAGUUUAAAGCGGAAGUUGUUUUACAAAGCUUUCUUUUUCAAUAAUUUCAAUUUGUGAGCACAAUAUUUCCAAUUCAAGAUGCACACACAACGGGCCCCAGUAAGAUGUGUGAAACUUGACAGUGUUCACCAUGACAAAACACUUGCCCUUACAUUGACAGGGAAGGAAGCCUUUAGGACAACGCAGUCCGAAAUCCUUAGCACCCUGUUUGACAAAUAUAAGAUUGGAAGCAGAGACAUUGUGGCCUUUUACCAGUUUGAGGGACCCUUAAAGUGGUAUCUGAAGCUUGGAGAGAGAGCGGAAAAACAAAUGUAUGACAACAUGCAUUUAACUAAUAUUAAAAUCAAUAAAGACAUAAUGCUCACCGUUGAGCACAUUGGCCGAGAAAGGGCCAAACUAUUUUUACAUUGGGUACCACCUACCCUGCCAAAGGAAGGGGUAGAGGAGAUGUUACAUUUUUUAUCUGAAGAGAAAGUGGAGGUAUUUCAAAAUAAAGAAUGGGCCGACCGAAGGACUGUGGUCUAUAGACCAAAAAAAAACGUGAUUGUGCCACAUUAUCUACUCUUAGAGUGUGGUAUUAUCAAAAACACAAAAAUCUUGGUACUGUUGCCAGGAAGAUAGCAAGUGUGCUUCCAUUGUGCCUCUUUGGACCACUGGACCAGCAAAUGUAGACAUUUUCGAAAAGGAAAGCCUUCACAGGUAGGUGACAUAACAAACUCACCAGGCCGACUAAUAAUCGACGAAGAUAAUACAGACGGGAUGACCCCUGGAAAAUGUGCCUGAUCAAGUUUCAUGGAUGCUGCCUAUAAUACCAGAGGCAAUUUCCACAUGGAAAAUGAAUGUUUUUAAAAUUAAUUGAAUAAAGAGUUUUCAAAAUUAGAAAAUUUUAGAUUUUUUAUUUUCUUUAUUUUGUGACGUCACAAAUUUUUUAUCCCCCUCCCCCGUCCCAAGUGUCACAAAUCCCAUCCCCCCCCCCCGAACGUGACAUAAUUUGUGAACGACCCAAUUCCACAUGGAAAAUGAAUGUUUUUAAAAUUAAUUGAAUAAAGAGUUUUCAAAAUUAGAAAAUUUUAGAUUUUUUAUUUUCUUUAUUUUGUGACGUCACAAAUUUUUUAUCCCCCCCCCCCGUCCCAAGUGUCACAAAUCCCAUCCCCCCCCCCCCGAACGUGACAUAAUUUGUGAACGACCCAUUACCCUUAAGAUUGAAGAUAUAGACUCAAAUUUUGGAUUAUGUUUUUCAACUCCAACCUAAAUCCCUAGAUUAAAUUCACCCUAUCAGGUUUGAGUGUCACUACUGUCAGGUUCAUCGAGACAUGAUGGAUUUGACAGUUCUGAUGUCAAUCCAGUAUCUGAUAGAGGAUUGUGACGACACCCCCAGUGUGAAAUCAAUACUUCUGCAACACAUCUACCACGACAUCCUGUUUGACUUCUCACUGUGGAGCAAGACACAUUUUGCAGUUAGAAUAGGUAACAAAAAGCAAGACACAUUUUCCGGUAAUUUGUAACAAAAAGCAAUACACAUUUUCCAGUUAGAAUAUGUAACAAAAAGCAAGACACAUUUUUCCGGUUAGAAUAUGUAACAGAAAGCAAGACACAUUUUCCAAUUAGAAUAUGUAACAAAAAGCAAGACACAUUUUCUGUUCAGAAUAUGUAAAUAAAUUUGGGAUGAGAUUAAAUGUAUGUGCAUUUGAUUGAGCAACUGUUGAAUUUAAAAAAAAAUAAUAUAAAUAUUGUUUCCUAGGACACAUCCAGUAUCUAUCCACCAUCAUCAAAGAAGAUCGCAAAUAUUUCAGAAAGAAGUAUGGCGUGCAAUUUUUCUUGGAUAUCAUCAGGGCCUACUACGGGUAA